This is a messenger RNA of Astrephomene gubernaculifera, 3676 nucleotides long. NCBI's taxonomy places the organism in Eukaryota, Viridiplantae, Chlorophyta, Chlorophyceae, Chlamydomonadales, Astrephomenaceae. The record is from the annotation of a GenBank genome assembly.
CUUCUGUUCGAGCUAAGUCUCGUGAUUAGUCACGCACUUGGUCAUAUGCUUUAGUAAACUUUGUGUGGUUUGUGGGACACAACUAGAGCUCAACUUCUCGCUGCUAGCGAGGGCAAUUACUCUUUGGCUGCUCCCAAAUUCUACCAUGUCAUUUCCUUGUCAAAAAUGUCGAAAAGAUAUCUCCUUGGGAAGCCUUGCGGAGCUGCCUUGUAAUUGUCUGGUAUGCGUACCUUGCUCACGAGGUGCCGUCGUGGAUCACCUUCAACGGCUUGCCACGGAUGUUGCGCCUUCGCCACAGCCAUCCGCAGUCAAGCGGUUGCGGGUGCAGCUUGAGCCUGGUGACGAAGUUUAUUACAGGAAACCCGAUGGCUCCUAUGUGAAGGCGACUGUUGAAAUUGUGGAUAUCUCGGUGCAACCGCCACAAUAUGGCAUUCAGCUUGCAAACACGGACAACUUGCGUUUUACCGAGGAGGAUAGGCUCUUUACGGAACUACCAGCCCCCACGCCGCCUCCUCGCCAGCCGCCGUCCCACCUCCCCACCGCCCGCUGCCCCUGCUGCUCCUCGCACCUCGCGCUGCAGCACCUGCGCGCCCUCGCACCCGAGGCUGUUGCGGCCUGGGAGGCGGAGCGCACUGCCUCCUGGCUGCGAGUGCAUGACGUCAUCGCCUGUCCCCACCCCCGCUGCGGUGCCCUCAUCCAGCGCGUGCCUGCUGCUGGCAACGCCGGCGCCGACCCGCGGUCGCCCUUGUCGCCGCUGCACGCCCACAUGCGCGAACAGCAGUCGCCGCCGCGGCUGCAGCGGCAGCAGCGGCAACGACAGCAACAACAACAGGAUAAGCCCAAACAGCAGCUCUCUGACGCCGAAGCCCAUCGCGAGCUCCACCGCUUCCGUUGCGGCGCCUGCGGCAAGGACUUCUGCGACGCCUGCGGCGCGGCGCCCUACCACAACGGCCUCACAUGCGGUCAGGCGCGCGCGCCCGACUGCCUGCUGUGUCGCGGCAAGGUGGAGGAGGAGCGCUUGGCGCAGCUGCUGCCUGUCGCGGCUGCCAAGGAGGCGCGGGAGCACCAGGGGAGGCCGGCCGGUAGCCAGCAUGGCGCAGCGGCAGGGGCGGGGCCGGGUCAGGCCAAGCGCGCGGAGAAGGAAGUUGCUGCUGCGGUGGUGCAGCGCGCCUCGAAGAGUGAGCUGUUGUCGGCACUGAAGGGCCUGGGGCUGGACAUCAGCUGGUGCCUGGAGCGGAGGGACCUGGAGCAGGCGUUUCUGCACUGGGGCUGCCUCACCUGCGGCGCCCCCGACUGCGCCGCCAAGCGCCGCGCCAUGUGCGCCCGCCCGCUGCCCUGCGGCCACUGGUGCUGCGGCCUGCGCGGCGAGGGGGACAACAUGGGCGCAGCAGGUGCGGAGUGCCGCCACCCGCGCUGCGUGGAGUGCGGGGCGGACCCCGCGGUACCUUCGCCCUCGUCUGCAGCCGCGGCAGGCGGCUCGGCGGCGGCGCUGCCGAUGGUUAGCGACUGCUGCUUCUGUUGGGAGCCGUUGUCGACGGCGCCGUGCAUUGAGAUGAAGUGCGGCGUGAGGCACGUGUGCCACCUGCAUUGUGCGCAAGCCCGGCUGGCAGCAGGCUACCCGGGACCUCACAUCUCCUUCGCGCACCUCUCCUGCCCGCUCUGUCGUGACGGUGGAGGGGGUGGAGGUGCCGGAGCACAGGCGGGGGGCGGAUCCGGAGCGAGCAGCAGCAGCGGAGUCGUACAGGCCUCCCUGGCCCCGGUGCACCUCUCCCACCCCGCGCUGUCCGCCUGCCUGGCGCCGCACCUGCAGCUGCGAGAAGCGCUGGUGGCGGCGGUGCGCGAGCGGCUGCGCAUGGACCCGCUGCUGCGCGCGGCUCCGGAGCUGCAGCCGGGUGGCCGGUACGACGGACGCCCCGUGGACUUUGGCGUGGAGCGGCUGCUGUUCUACAAGUGCUCCAAGUGCUCCAAGCCCUACUACGGCGGUCAGCGAGCGUGCGGCGCAGCAGCUGCGGGGGAGGCAGCCCAGCAGCAGCAGGCGGCCGCGGGAGGGGCAGCUGCAGGAGGUGCGGCCGGCGGCGGUGGUGGAGAUGCAGGAGCAGCGGCAGGGGGAGGUGGUGCGGCCGACCAGCAGCUGGUGUGCGGGGACUGCUGCGCCGUAGCUGCGGGCACCUCCUGCGGCCAGCACGGCACCAGCUACAUCGAGUGGAAGUGCAAGUACUGCUGCUCCCUGGCGUCCUGGUUCUGCUUCGGCACCACCCACUUCUGCGACCCCUGCCACCGAGACUACUGUGCCCGAAAGCUGCUUGGCUUCAAGCCCACCCCCGGCAGCGCCUGCGUCGACCCCAACUGCGCCUUCAAGCACGUGCCGCACCCGCCCCCCGGACAGGAGGCCUGUCUGGGCUGCGGAAUGUGCCGCAACCGGUAGGGUGGCUGCAGGUGCGGCAGGGGACAGGGACAGGACGAGCGCUGGGCAGAGGCUACGGCCAGGAGUGUCAACCGAUAGGACGGUGGCGGCAGCAGCAGGAGGAGGCGUAGAGGAGGGCAGGAAGUGCGCUGGGCUUCGUGGCCCGCGGCGUACGGAAGGGACGAGGGUAUGAUGGCUGGCUGCAGGAUGGGUGGGUAAGAAGAGGAGUGAUAGUGGAAACUGUGGAAGUGUAACAGGCUGGGGUAACGGGCACCUGUAAGGUGGCGGGUAAUGUACGUGGUCCGCGGCGAUUGCCGGGUGGAGGCUGCGGGCUGGUUUGUUUUGGCUGGAUGCGUGGCAGCUCGAUGGGCUCAGGAGCCGGCAGCAGGCAGGGCGAAGAGACGGAAUGGCAAGUACAACGCGUGUGAUGCACAUGAAGACAGCCAUUACAAUACCCUCAGGUGACAUCCCCCCCAUGCAUGCAUGAGUAUAAGAGGGGGUGUUUGCGGUGCACAAGCGUCUGAGGCAUAUCGCACAUGAGAACACACCUGGCGUCCUUUCGUCUGAAGUCAGGUGCGCAGCCGGACGCUGCCCCCGCCCUUGCUCAUCCUGAUGUGGACGCAAUGACCUCGGGAGCGGUUAGUAACGGUGCUGCAAGCGUACUGUGAAAGGCCUUCAAUACGGCUGAUAAGAAUGGGUUAUUAAUAGCUGUACUUGCUCGGACACCUGGCAUUGUAGGUUCCUAGCGAGUUGGGGGGUUUAAUCGCUUAUGUUUUACCGUCUAGGAUGCAGGGGUAGUGGCACGUUUCGCUAGGGUCCUUGUAUGCUUCCGCGGCGCUUGAUUGCUUGGUUGCAUGCAUGCCCUCAACUGCGUAGCUGUGUCUAGUUAGGUAUGCAUUGCACGUUUGCAGGCUUCGCCUAUAGGAUUAGUAGUUCACUGGUGAUGGUUCAACUGUUUGUCUUAUGCAUUCCUAUGCUGGCUGGUAGAUGGCUCAAUACGCUUGCUGGUAGAUAGUUCAUUCCUGAUCGUGGCUCAGAUGCUGAGUAGAGAGGCAGGUAAGGGUACGAUAUGGUAGCGGAGGCAAUAUAACAUUAGCGGUUGACGGAGCUGAUGCAGUGCUUGACUUCUUCCGUUCAAUACUAUGAUAGGUGGCAUAUGUGUGGCACAUAUGGCGACAUGGUCGAAGCCGACCCAUGGGUCCCUUGCAAUGUCAUUGGCUGGUGUUUGCUGAGUGCGCUUAGCUGAAAAAGAGGCUCUUAAGUUUGUAUGUG